Lates calcarifer (barramundi perch) is the source of this 945-nucleotide messenger RNA. RefSeq names its product guanylyl cyclase-activating protein 2. Lineage: Eukaryota; Metazoa; Chordata; Actinopteri; Centropomidae. Gene Ontology annotation, cellular component: cone photoreceptor outer segment; photoreceptor inner segment. The transcript is spliced from 4 exons. Bases 1 to 585 code for a protein of 194 amino acids. Gene Ontology annotation, biological process: visual perception. The record is from RefSeq and is a predicted model, not a curated record. Gene Ontology annotation, molecular function: calcium ion binding; calcium sensitive guanylate cyclase activator activity.
AUGGGGCAGACACAGCAAACAGAGAACAAUGAGGAAAUUGAUGUCAAAGCACUUCAGGAUAUGUAUAAAAAGUUUGUCAUGGAGUGCCCAAGUGGACUACUUUUUCUGCAUGAGUUCAAGCGUUUCUUUGGUGUGGACCCAACAGGAGAAGCAUCUGAAUAUGCAGAAAACAUGUUUCGAGCUUUUGACAAAAAUGGGGACAAUACAAUUGAUUUCCUUGAGUUUGUAGCAGCAUUGAAUCUUGUUUUCCGUGGAGACCUGGAGCAUAAACUGCGCUGGUCAUUCAAGGUGUAUGACAAAGACAGCAAUGGCUACGUGGAUAGGAAUGAACUACGGUCAAUAAUUGAUAGCAUCUAUCGGAUAAAGAAAGGCACAAAAGCAGAGAUGGGUGAUCCACAGCUUACAGUAGAUGAGGUUGUGGAUCGAAUAUUAGAGGCUGUCGACAGUGAUGGAGAUGGACAUAUUAACAUGGAAGAGUUCAUUAGAGGUGCACAACAGGACCCCUGGGUGCUCAAUAUGUUGAAGUUGGACAUGAACCCUGCAGGGUGGGUACUAGAGCAGAGAAGAAGGAGUGCACACUUCUGAACUGUCAAAGCGCAUAGGCCUGUCCCCUGUGGACAAAGGGAGAACAAUCCAGGCUUUGAAUUACAUCUACAAAAUGUAUCAAACACACAGCCUAUGCAGCUGCACAUUCACAGACUGUGAGAGAAGAAGGAACACUAGCACUUACAAUCUCAAUAGGACUGUAAUAAAUGGCAUGAAUACAGGGGAAAAUGUGUAAUUAUGACAUUUUACUUUGUAUACACUAUUUACACUAUUCUCCUUUCAUAGUUACAACUAUAAUAAUAAUUAAGCAUCACUUUAAAAAGAAAUCUUAAAAAAACAAGUCACAGCCUUCUUAUGCUCUUAUGGUAUCUUAUAAAGUGUCAAUAUGUAAAUAAUGAA